AUGGUGCAAUUGUCGAACGUCACACACAUGUCCGUUCAUCCCGCUCAACGCUCAGAACUCACCUUCGUUACGGAGAAUCUCAUUCGACAGCUCAACAUUCCUCGUCAAUACUCAGGCAUCUUCAUCACUGGAAUUGGAGGCAAGGAGUAUACUCAGACACGAGGAGUCGUGUCGCUCACUUUACGUUCAACACAUUCAGACUCGAUUGCCAACGUCCAGGCUCACAUUCUCAAGACAGUAACAUCAAUCUUACCAUCCUUUGAAACGGAACCAGAAGAAUGGCCGCAUCUCAAACACUUGGCAUUAGCCGAUCCUGAAUUCCUCAUUCCGCGGCCGGUUGACAUCCUCAUUGGAGCAGACGCCUAUGGGCAAAUCAUCAAGCCCAACAUCAUCAGGCAUUCUCCAUUUAUGCCGAUAGCACAACUCUCCAUUUUCGGAUGGCUUGUUCUUGGACCAGUUAACAAGAAGACAACAUGCACAUCAACGCAUCAUGCUACUAUUCAAUCCAACGAAGAUGCUCUUAAUGAGUUGUUGACAAAAUUCUGGAUCCAAGAGGAGGUGCCUGCUCAUGAUGUUAAUCGACUCACCCCUAACGAACAGAGAUGCGAGGAGCAUUUUAAAAUGACACACUCUCGCGAUCCUUCAGGGAGAUAUACCGUCCGGAUUCCACUUAAGUCACCAGCAGAUCUUUUGGGUGAUUCCUACCACGCCGCUCAUCAAUGUCUUAAAGGAUUACGCAAGCGACUCUCAAGGGAUGCGAGCUAUCAACGUCUUUAUCAACAGUUUAUGACUGAAUACGAAACACUCAAUCACAUGACGAAGGCAUCAUUUAUCUCCAGUCAUCGCUCACAUUUUUAUUUGCCGCAUCAUGGUGUUCUCAAGCCUGACAGUACAACAACGAAAUUGCGGGUGGUUUUCAAUGGCUCUAGCGCAUCUACAUCGGGAUACUUUAUCAAUGAUCUCAUGUAUACUGGAGCAAAACUGCAUCUAAACAUCUCAGAUGUUUUACUGUGGAUACGUAGACAUCGUCACAUUUUUGCCACAGACAUCACAAAGAUGUACAGACAGAUCAAGAUUCACGAGGAUGACUGGGAUUUACAACGGAUACUCUGGAUAGACGAUCAGCUCAACGAAGUGCCAUAUCACCUAACAACCGUCACUUAUGGAACAAAGGCCGCACCGUUCUUGGCCGUGCGAACUCUGCUGCAAUUAGUAGAAGAUGAAGGAUAUAGAUUUCCACUGGCGGUGCCAUCUAUCAGUCACGGCAGAUAUGUCGAUGACAUCUUUGGUGGUGCAGAUACAGUGCAACAAUUACGAGAGGUUGCACAACAACUGAAAGACCUCUGCAUGGCGGGCGGCUUUCCACUAGCAAAUUGGCACGCAACUCAUUCCGAUCUAAUCAAGACUGUCACUGACAACCAAGACCAAGGCUUACCAAUCACAUUCGACGAUUGCGCAACCAAGAUACUCGGAUUAAAAUGGCUCCCUCAAGAGGAUGCAUUUGCAUUUUCAACAAGGAACUCUUGCGCUAAAAGCGGACUCACAAAACGCCUCAUUUUAUCUGAAGUGGCUCAGAUUUUUGAUCCACUUGGCUUUGCAUCACCUGUAGUGAUCAAGGCUAAAAUUCUUUUGCAGGAGCUUUGGCUGCACAAGCUCCAAUGGGAUGAACCACUGCCAUCCCAGCUCUCAGCCAGGUGGCUCAUCAUCAGAGAAGAACUCACAAGUUUGGCCAAACUCUCAAUACCUCGGUGGUUCAAUACAUAG
This is a messenger RNA of Monomorium pharaonis (pharaoh ant), 1764 nucleotides long. RefSeq lists its product as uncharacterized. The transcript has 2 exons. The record is from RefSeq and is a predicted model, not a curated record. NCBI's taxonomy places the organism in Eukaryota, Metazoa, Arthropoda, Insecta, Hymenoptera, Formicidae. Bases 1 to 1764 code for a protein of 587 amino acids.